AAACAAUUGAAUUGCAGUGACAGUAGUCAAGUGGAUGAAAUAAUUAGGAAUUUAUUUUUAUUAUCGUCUAUAAACAAAACCACAGCUUAAUCCUUUGUUUUUUCCAGACUCUAUUCUUUCUUCUCAAAAUUUACAAUUAAUAGGUUCGGUCACUCAAGAUUUAUCAUUUUCAUUAGCGUACACUCUACUGACUCGAUCCUAUCCCUAUAUUGGUACCUACCAUAUUCAAAACUAUUUACGUUAGUAACCAAAGUGUGUUUAAUUUAAUCAAGAACUACUAAAUCAAAAACCCUAUCUACCAUCCAGAUUUUCAGUGAAAUAUGGAACCAGAAUUCAUACCGACAGAAGAUAUAAGUUUUAACUCUUUCAACAAGGACAUCUCGAACAGUCCUCUGAAGACAGAAACAAUGAGGGACGAAGACGACUUGUUUCUGUUCGCCCAGCUGGAUAACCUGAGUAACAACAUCGGAAGCCUCAACAGUGAUUUCCAAAUCGUCCAGGAGGUUGAGAUUGAUGAGCUAGGAGGCGGAAGCAGGAACAGUGAUGUGGACGAAACUGUAAUCGAGACGGACUUACGGAAGUCGCCCCCAGGAGGGUCCACGUCGCACUAUGUGCGAUACAAGCUUCAGGAUGGCAAGCAUGUUAAGAUUUGGGAAUGCGGAAUAUGUUCUAAAGAGUUCACACACCAGUAUACCUUACUUCGUCAUCUACCAACUCAUACGGAUGAAAGAAAGUUUCAAUGCAAUACUUGUGGAAAAGCCUUUCGCCAAAUGUCAACCCUAUCCCAACACCGAGCUAUCCAUUCCAGUGAGAGACCCUAUGUCUGUGAGAUGUGUCAAAAAACCUUUAAUCGAGUUUCCACCCUUAUUUCCCAUAGAAAAACCCAUACCGGCCUCAAACCUCAUAGAUGUCACUUGUGUUCCAAGGCUUUCCACCAAAAAGGCAACCUUCGUAACCACAUCUUCACCCACACCAACGAGCGCCCAUACAAAUGCGACAUCUGCGACAAAGGCUUCAACCAGAUGUCCAACUUGAUGUGCCACAAGUUGAAGGCUCACCAUCGCGCCGAGAAGCCCAAGUACGUAUGUCAGAUCUGCGAAGACGCGUUCCCUAAAAGAAUGAGCUUGAGACAACACGAGCAGUACUCACAUGGGAUGAUCAACCCUCCUACAAGACCGCCGAGAUCGCCGGUGAAGAAUAAUCACAUGAACGCAAUAAUCGUGGAUCCUAUCAAAACCGAUGCAAUGCGUCUUGCACUGGCAUCGAACCAAACGCCCUUUGCACUGUUGCGUCCGGUAACUGGGAUUCCAGUAUUGGUAAGAGUACUGCCUGCAGGCGAGAAGCAGAUGUUGGUACCAGCCUCUGCUGAGGAUCUCAAGAAGCACAGCCACAUCUCGAUCACGCCCAAGGAGUUGGACUCUAAUAAGGAGAAUGUUGAUCCAAGUGGCAAGCCGAUUGGCAGCACGGUGCAAAUCAAGAUUCCAGUGGUGGCAACUGUCAUCCAGCAGCACGAGAGUGGGGGGCAGAUGUCAAUGUCCGUCAUGAGUCCAGGACCGAACGGGGAACUUGUUAACCAUUCCGGCAUGACCCAGACUUCCAGUAACAAUUACGUUUAUAGCUCCACCCUUACCAACGUUGAUUGUUCUGCGAGUGAUAACAUGCUGAACAUGGGCAGAAUGCCGUUGAACCAUACCGUUACGUCAGCAAACGUCAUGAAAGAUGUCAAUAUUGAAUUCUUCGAUGAGAAAGGUAGAAGGGUUGAACAACGGGACUUCCAAAAGGAUCUUGCUAGCGCCAACGAACUGGCAUUCGACAACAUCCCCAGGAACGACGAAACCCCUGCCGAUGAAAAAUCGGCCUCUGCAGAUUUGGAAUUCGUCGAAAGCAUGUUUUCUGUGAGUCAUACUAUCCAAGUCAGAUUCUCCAUCUAAAUAAUGCAUGUUCUUUUAGAGUAUCGAUAACGAAUUGAAAAACGAUGAUAUGGAAUUGGAAGAUGAUACUGUCAUAUGAUUAAGCUUAAACUUGCUGUGCUGUAUAAAGUAUCUGAUAUUUUUUGUUUUUAUUUAUCAUAGUAGAAUUGUUCUUAAGAUGUAACUGCUGCUUGAAUUAUUUUAUUAGUUUUUGGUAGUUAUAGAGAACUUUUAAUAAUUCUGAUUGUUAUGGAGAAGAAGUUAGAUCUUAAUUUGUUG
Acanthoscelides obtectus is the source of this 2189-nucleotide messenger RNA. Lineage: Eukaryota; Metazoa; Arthropoda; Insecta; Coleoptera; Chrysomelidae. The record is from the annotation of a GenBank genome assembly.